This is a messenger RNA of Cryptococcus deneoformans JEC21, 960 nucleotides long. RefSeq lists its product as hypothetical. The coding region runs from base 274 to 960 and encodes 228 amino acids. The record is from RefSeq and is a predicted model, not a curated record. Lineage: Eukaryota; Fungi; Basidiomycota; Tremellomycetes; Tremellales; Cryptococcaceae. The transcript has 3 exons.
UCAUUUAUCUCUCAGUGCUGGUCUCCGAGUCUUGCUCGACUUCUAAUAUCCUUUACCACCUCCAUUCUUCUCAAUUUCUUGCGUCUCACUAAGAGACAUUGGCAAGAGACGCAAGGACGUUGACCUGUCAGUAGCCGCCCGCCAGUACCUACUUGCUUCAUCAUCAUCGAUAAAGGUCUGGCUGGUUGUUGGGCUUUGUCGAUUUUCCUAAGUUUCCAGAAGGAGAUGAUCAUCAGUGACGGAAACAUAAAUACUCUCUCCUUCAAAUAAAGAAUGGGUAUCGAAAUCGGACCCCUCGAAAUUGUUGCCAUAGCUUCUGCGGGAGUGGCAUUAAUCCUCCUGAUCUUCGCUUCUGUAUUAUAUCUGGUCCGAAGGAAAUCUAAACGGCAGUUACAGUCACUUCGCGACCAUCGUCCUGUCACGUCCGCCACGCCACUCUCACCGUCUCGUCAAUCUGAGUUCAAUCGAGAAACCUUCUUUGGCUUUGGGGCCACAGGGAUGGUCUCCCUACCCCAUAUUCAGGCCCAGAUCGCCUCUAGUCCUAGUACAGCACAAACGUCAUUGGUGACUCCUACCAAUUCUAGCCACAAUGGCAAGAAGCAGAAACUCAAAAAGGCUCGUCUUGGAGAUAUGGGACAUUCUAGUCCAGAGAGUGGAAGGCGGAAAAGUGAAGAGUUGGUGGUCAUUACAUACGAAGAUGGUCUGCGGAAGCUUGGCAUUGAUCCCAGUGGAGAAGUACACCGUCCCAACCACAUUUUGUAUCCAGAGGAUUAUGAUGAUACGGAAGAAAUUGCGGUUUUUGAACCGCAGAUGAAGGGGAGAGUGGACUCCCCAAGAGCAAAGCUUGGCAGGGAUAGGGGCGCUGGCCGAGUAGCACCUCCAGCCUUAGAGAGUACAUGGUUACCAAGCUAUUAUCAUUCGUCUAACAGUGGUGAAAUUAAUGAUGCAGUUUACGAAUAG